This is a messenger RNA of Diceros bicornis minor, 1719 nucleotides long. RefSeq names its product NXPE family member 1-like. The transcript is spliced from 6 exons. The record is from RefSeq and is a predicted model, not a curated record. Bases 1 to 1719 code for a protein of 572 amino acids. NCBI's taxonomy places the organism in Eukaryota, Metazoa, Chordata, Mammalia, Perissodactyla, Rhinocerotidae.
AUGUUUAUUUAUUUUGUUGAUUCUGCUUAUCUUCAGCACAUUCCAUGGUACUUGACACUUAUUGGGGCACGCAUCAUGUCCUCAAAUAUGAUGUUUCAAAAAAUAUUGCUGAUGUUCAUGUCUCUUUUAGUAGCUGCCUGGAUAAUUGGUAUGAUUUCUCAUAACUCCACAAAGUUUUGGUCUGCUCUAAACCUAUCCAUCUCCCUCCGCAACUGGAACACCUCCACAAAUUCCUCAUACCCUAAAACACCACUGAGCCCAUUAAAGUCACUAACAGAGACUGAACUGAGAAUAAAGGGAAUUGUGGAGAAACUAGACCAGCUGAUCCCACCCAGACCCUUCACCCAUGUGAACACCACCACCAGUGCUGCACACAGCAGAGUCACCAUCCUCAACCCUCAAGAUACAUACUGCAGGGGGGAUCAGCUAGACAUCCUGCUGGAGAUGAGGGACCACUUGGGACACAGGAAGGAAUAUGGCAGAGAUUUCUUGAGGGCCAGAAUGUCUUCCCCAGCCCUGAAGGCAGGUGCUGCAGGAAAGGUGACAGACUUCAACAAUGGCACCUACCUUGUCAGCUUCACUCUGUUCUGGGAGGGCCAGGUCUCUCUGUCUCUCCUGCUCAUCCACCCCAGUGAAGGGGUGUCGGCUCUCUGGAGGGCAAGGAACCAAGGCUAUGACAGGGUGAUUUUCAAAGGUCAAUUUGUUAAUGGUACCACCCAAGUCUUCACUGAAUGUGGCCUAACCCCAAUAUCAAGUGCUGAACUGUGUGAGUACCUCGAUACUCGAGACCAAGAAGCCUUCUACUGUGUGAGACCUCAGCACAUGCCCUGUGGGGCCCUGACUCACAUGACCACCAGGAAUCGAGAAAUUUCUUAUCUUACUGUCAAGGAACAAAGCCUUUUUCACAGGUCUAAUGUGGGAGUUGAAAUGAUGAAACAUCUUAAACACAUUAACGUCUCCCGAUGUAACAAGAAUGAAAACAUAAAAGAGAAAUGCCAAACUGGAAUGAAGGUUCCCGUCCCUGGUGGUUAUACUUUAGAAGGAAGGUGGAUUACAACAUUUUGCAACCAGACUGAGUUUAAUACAAUUAAGAUGAAUGACUGUUUGAAAGGAAAACUAAUUUACCUCCUGGGAGACUCUACACUGCGUCAGUGGAUCUACUAUUUACCCAAAGUUGUAAAAACACUAAAAUAUUUUGAUCUUCACGGAACUGGAAUUUUUAAGACACAUUUGCUUCUGGAUGCAGAAAGACAAAUUCAAGUUCAAUGGAAGAAACAUAGCUAUCCUUUUAUCACCUUUCAACUCUACUCUGUCAUAGAAGAGGGUUAUAUCCCUCGGGAAAUUGACCGGAUACCAGGUGACAGAAACACAGCCAUCAGCAUCACGCUUGGCCAGCACUUCAGACUCUUCCCCAUUGACAUUUUCAUUCGCAGGGUCAUCAGUGUCCGCAACGCUAUUGAACGACUACUUCUAAGAAGCCCGGCCACUAAAGUGAUCCUUAAGACAGAAAACAUCAGGGAGAUGCAUACAGACACAGAAAGGUUGGGAGAUUUCCAUGGUUACAUUCAAUAUCUUACCAUGAAGGACAUUUUCAAAGAUCUCAAUGUGGGUGUCAUUGAUGCCUGGGACAUGACUAUUGCCUAUGGCACCAAUAAUGUUCACCCACCUGAUCAAGUGAUUGCAAAUCAGAUUAAUAUGUUCUUAAACUACAUUUGCUAA